UACGCCAGCUGCAUUAAAGAUGUACAGGCAUUGGUUCCAGGAACAGCACAAUAGAAGCUGUAAACUUCAACUUUCUUAAGGAACUGAAAAAGUUAUGUGCGUGCAGUUAAGAAAACUCACAACAGCAAGGAUUGCAAAAACAGUGGUCAUAGUCUUAUUGUUAAAAGAAUAACAGUAAUAAUAAGAAACUGCAGUGAAAUCGGCACACCAUGAAGAAAAGGAUAUUUCCAACUAAAACAUCUGACAUAAAGAAAAAACAAACAUCUGAGUACAACAAAACCGGAUAGUACUAACAAACAAUUGAAUUAAUUAUACUUUUGCAACAAUAUUAAAUACAAAUACCAACAAAAGAAAUAUUAAAACAACAUUUUAAAUAAAUUAUUUUUGAAAUAAAGAAAAAGAUAUCCUAGCGAAUAGAGCAGUGAAAAGACAACAUCAAAAAUUUUAGAGCAUAACAAGGACAUUUUUUAAAGUCCUCAUCACAGUAAGACCCCACUGAACUCGCAACAAAUACAAAAUGGCUGGCUCAUUUCAAAUUCCGGUUAUUAAUCUCGAAAUUCGCGAGGUUAAAGAUAUUGUCUGGGAGAAAAUACAGGAACCAGUCAAUCAACGACGAUUGAUAUUGGUUAUAGUUUCUAUAGCACUGCUAUUAGACAAUAUGUUAUAUAUGGUUAUUGUUCCGAUUAUACCAGAUUACUUACGCGAAAUUGGAGGGUUCGAAGAUGGAACACCAGCACCACUGCUACUCGAUAACCGUACCGGAAAAGUAAUACCAAUGCAUCACGAUCAUCAUGGGCAAGAUUCAGCAACGGGCAUACUAUUCGCUUCGAAAGCUAUUGUGCAGCUAAUGGUGAAUCCAUUCUCUGGUGGCUUGAUUGAUAAAAUUGGUUAUGAUAUACCAAUGAUGAUUGGAUUGAUAAUUAUGUUUUUCUCAACAGCAUUAUUUGCAUGUGGACGUAGUUAUGGAUUAUUAUUUUUUGCACGUUCACUCCAAGGUGCAGGUUCUGCUUUUGCUGAUACAUCUGGCUUAGCUAUGAUUGCUGAUCGAUUUACUGAAGAAAAUGAACGGUCACAGGCUUUGGGUAUUGCAUUAGCAUUUAUCAGUUUCGGUUGUUUGGUAGCUCCGCCAUUUGGUGGAGCACUAUAUCAAUUUGCUGGUAAGGAAGUGCCAUUUCUCAUAUUAGCAUUUGUAUGUUUAAUAGACGGCUUAAUGUUAUUGCUGGUUAUGAAGCCGGUAAAGGAGACACUUAAGCAAAGUAAAGAAGUUUCACAACAAACAAUUCCAAUUUGGCGCCUUCUAAUGGAUCCCUAUAUAGCUGUGUGUGCAGGCGCACUUACGAUGUCAAAUGUUGCACUUGCCUUUUUGGAACCCACCAUUUCGCUAUGGAUGGAAGAUAAUCUCACCACAGAAAAUUGGAAAAUAGGUAUGGUGUGGUUACCUGCAUUCUUUCCACAUGUCUUAGGCGUGGUAAUUACUGUUAAAAUGGCUAGAAAAUAUCCACAUCAUCAGUGGUUAAUGGCUGCUGUUGGCUUAGCAUUGGAAGGUCUGUCCUGCUUUAUCAUUCCCUUCUCAAGCUCCUAUAAGGUACUAAUGAUACCCAUUUGUAUCAUAUGCUUUGGCAUCGCACUUAUUGAUACUGCCCUGCUGCCCACACUAGGCUACCUUGUGGAUGUGCGUUACGUUUCAGUGUACGGAAGCAUUUAUGCUAUCGCCGAUAUUUCGUACUCAAUCGCAUAUGCUGUUGGACCAAUUAUAGCUGGUGGUGUAGUGGAAGCGAUUGGUUUUACAGCACUUAACUUUUUAAUUGCCUUCUCGAAUUUACUCUAUGUGCCGGUGUUGCGUAAACUACGCAAUAUAUAUGACUUUAAACCAUUUGAGAAUGAAGCAAAUAUACUUAUGCAAGAUCCACCAAAUAAGGAAUAUCAAACAUAUGUAAUGCACGAUCAACAACCUGUCGAUGGUAACUUUAAAAAUCAUCUUGAAUAUGGACAACAGUAUCAACAAGAACAAGAAACAAAUGUGGAUGAGGCCAACUACGAUUAUCAACCUCAGGGAGGCUAUCAGCAAGGUGGCGGCGGCUAUCAACAAGAUCAGCAAUACCAGCAACAAUAUCAACCUGGUUACCAGGAGCAAGGAGGUACUUAUCAGCAAGAAACACGACAUCUGCCUCAACAACGUGUUGCAAAUCCCUUCCAACAGCAACAGCAACAACAGCAGCAGCAACCAAUAGGUGGUAGCACAGCUGGGAGUAGAGGUCCUGCUGGUCCAGCAAAUCCCUUUAGACAAGGAUUUUAAAAUGUUGUCUUACACAAAGUUAGCGGUAAUUUACGUUUGUUUUUAUAUAUUCGAUCG
Molecule: messenger RNA, 2353 nt
Organism: Teleopsis dalmanni
Lineage: Eukaryota; Metazoa; Arthropoda; Insecta; Diptera; Diopsidae
Product: vesicular acetylcholine transporter
Exons: 1
Coding region: 518-2296 (592 amino acids)
Biological process (GO): transmembrane transport; chemical synaptic transmission; xenobiotic transport
Cellular component (GO): AP-1 adaptor complex; terminal bouton; membrane
Molecular function (GO): xenobiotic transmembrane transporter activity; acetylcholine transmembrane transporter activity
Source: RefSeq, a predicted model, not a curated record